This is a messenger RNA of Syngnathus typhle (broad-nosed pipefish), 2528 nucleotides long. It is a transcript of the gene tada2b, whose product is annotated as transcriptional adaptor 2B. Gene Ontology annotation, biological process: chromatin remodeling; regulation of transcription by RNA polymerase II. The record is from RefSeq and is a predicted model, not a curated record. NCBI's taxonomy places the organism in Eukaryota, Metazoa, Chordata, Actinopteri, Syngnathiformes, Syngnathidae. Gene Ontology annotation, cellular component: nucleus; SAGA-type complex. The transcript has 2 exons. Gene Ontology annotation, molecular function: zinc ion binding; chromatin binding; transcription coactivator activity. Bases 150 to 1775 code for a protein of 541 amino acids.
ACGCACGAAUGAGAAACCGCGGAUUACUGUUGGUUUUGGCGAGUGUGCUCUACCCGGCCAAACAUUGACGGCUUUGGCUCCAGCAUCCCGGCGAACCUCGUCGGGUUAAGCGCUCCGGUUAAUGAAUGAAUGAGUAAAUGAAUGAAUGAAUGAAUUUGACAGGAAUCAAUCUUUUUUACGACACCGACUGGAAUUUGGAUUCGAUGAGUGGUGUUGCUUUUCCUUGCGCAUGCGCAGUUACACGCAGCGUUGGCCUCCCUCUCAAAGCGGCGCUCGGCAAUGUCAGUCAGGGCGCAUGCGCGUGCGUUCAGCCUCCGUCCGACAACAAGGAGCGAAAGCCAGCCAACAUGGCCGACGUGGGAAAGAAGUACUGCGUGAACUGCCUGGCAGACGUGACCAAUCUCCGGCUACGCUGCACCGAUUGUCCCGAUAUCGAGCUGUGUCCAGAGUGCUUCUCGGCGGGCGCAGAAAUCGGCAACCACCGGAGAUGGCACGGCUACCAGCAGGUCGACGGCGGUCGCUUCUCCCUCUGGGGUCCCGAAGCGGAGGGAGGAUGGACGAGCAGGGAAGAGCAGUCGCUCCUCGAUGCCAUCGAGCAGUACGGCUUUGGAAACUGGGAGGACAUGGCCGCUCAAGUGGGAGCCGGCCGCACGCCGCAGGAAGUCAUGGACCACUACGUGACCAUGUACAUCCACGGCAACCUGGGGAAGGCCUGCAUCCCCGACAAUAUUCCCAACCGGGUGACGGACCACACCUGCCCCGGCGGCGGGGCGCUGUCGCCCAGCCUCACUGUCCCGCUCCCGCCUCUGGACAUCAGCCUGGCCGAGCAGCAGCAGCUGGGCUACAUGCCGCUGCGCGACGACUACGAGAUCGAAUACGACCAGGACGCCGAGACGCUCAUCAGCGCCCUCUCCGUCAACUACGACGACGACGACGUGGAGAUCGAAAUGAAGCGCGCCCACGUGGACAUGUACGUACGAAAACUACGCGAGCGGCAGCGGCGGAAGAACAUCGCCCGGGACUACGCCUUGGUCCCUGUCUUUCUGGGCCGAGACAAGAAAGAGACGCGGGACAGGGACAAGUCCCCGGGAGUGGUGAGCGCGGCGGGGACGGCGGCCGGCGCCCUCGCCGCGCCGGCUUCGGCCGCCGGUACCUGCCCGGCGGUUCCCGCUCCGCCCAAAAGAAAGAUCAACAAGGAGGAGAAGGAGCAACGGAUGCGGCUGCGGGGGCUCUGCCAGUUCAUGGCCCACCGAGAAGUGGAAGAGCUCUUUGAGAACAUGCACAAAGAGCGUGCGCUCAGGGCCAAAGUGCGGGAGCUGCAGCGCUGUCGCCGCAACGGCAUCGCCCGCCUGGACGAGGCGGCCGAGUACGAGGCGGUGCGCCACAAACGGGAGAAACGCAAGGAGAAUAAGAGCGUGCUCAUCUCCAAGCGGGGCGGCGGGCUCGGCCCCGGGACGGCGCCGGGCGGCGGGCUCGGCUCCGGGGCGGCCUGCGCCGCCAAGGAGGAAGCCAAAGACGGCGAGUUCGCCGCCAUCGAGAACCUGACGGGUUUCGAGCUGCUGUCGGACCGCGAGAAGGUCCUGUGUAGUUCCCUCAACCUGAGCCCCGCGCGCUACCUGACUGCCAAAACCAUCAUCGUCAAGGACCACCUGCAGAAGAGACAGGGCGUCCCCUCCUCCAAGAGCCGGCUGCCCGGCUACCUGGACAAAGUCCUCAGGAAACGCAUUGUCACCUUUCUCACCGAGAGCGGCUGGAUAUCCAGAGAUGCGCUUUAGGCCCGGGCGGACGGACGAGACCAAAGUGACCAGCCGGCCGGCGGCGGGGUUGGCCGUGCCUCCGGCGGGCGCCGCCAUGUCACCUCCGCUCCUAAAGAGGACGUACGCAAACUUGAACAGGUUUCCGCUGUCUUGUCAGCGCGCAACGUGGAGCUUUGACUAGCGACGGCGCCAAACGUGGAAAUUUGGGUGUUGCGAGGGACUCACCCGUAUGACUUGAAAGAUUGACGGAUAUUCAAGUUGUUGUUAUUACCGAUGAUUUUUUUUUUUAGGCCAACGUCAAUUUGGUGAUUUGUCCGAACAAAAUAUUUGAAUUAAUCGGCAGAUUAUUGGGAGAGAACAAAAGAAUAUAUAUAUAUAUUUUAAUUUUUUCCGUCCCUUGACACGAGCACCAUUCAAGAUAUGGAUUAGAGAGGCAAAUUGACUCGGGCUACCUGUUUAACUUUACGACAGAAAGGAAAAAUUGGCUGAGCCCCUUUUUCCCCUGGGAGGUGAAUGUUGGAAUCUCAUUCGCUUUCUUGUUCAUGUACGAGGACAGAAAAGCCAAACAUUGGUGGAUUGAGGACUGCAGCAUUUCUCGGCUUUUUGCCCGGCGACAUUUUCCUACGGACCAUUUGUAAAUGGUGUAGGCAUGGAAAAACAAAGAAAAGAAUUACUGGUGACCUACCUGUACAGCAGUAUUUUCCAUUGUGCAAUUGAUUUUUGUAAUCGCCUUUGUAAGUAAAAAGAUGAAUUUUAUCUCGCACCAAUCAA